Molecule: messenger RNA, 438 nt
Organism: Thamnophis sirtalis
Lineage: Eukaryota; Metazoa; Chordata; Lepidosauria; Squamata; Natricidae
Source: RefSeq, a predicted model, not a curated record
CCCCGCCGCCAUUUUGUUCUGCGGCGCCUGGGUAUUUAGAGGCAGCGGCGGGCGCAGCGGAGAACCGUCCGCGCAGGAACGCCGUUGUGUCGACACCGCCGCCCAAGGCCGCUGACGCCGCCCCGCCAUCUUGCCUCCUUCCCCCGGCGGCGCAGCGAGGGCCGGAAGAAGAGCCGGAGUAGAAGCGUCAGCCCGACCCCGCCGCCUCAGCAGUAGCAGCAACAGCAACCACCGUCCUCUUCCUCGCCCCCCUCACCCGGCUCCGCCAUGGUCGCUGCUCCGGCCGGACCCGAGUACUCCCCCUUCUUCGCCGUCAUGGGCGCCUCAGCCGCCAUGAUCUUCAGCGCCUUAGGUGCCGCCUACGGCACAGCGAAAAGCGGCACGGGCAUUGCUGCCAUGUCGGUCAUGAGGCCAGAGCUGAUCAUGAAGUCCAUCAUC